Anoplopoma fimbria (sablefish) is the source of this 1853-nucleotide messenger RNA. Its product is annotated as diacylglycerol O-acyltransferase 1-like. Gene Ontology annotation, cellular component: endoplasmic reticulum membrane. NCBI's taxonomy places the organism in Eukaryota, Metazoa, Chordata, Actinopteri, Perciformes, Anoplopomatidae. The record is from RefSeq and is a predicted model, not a curated record. Gene Ontology annotation, biological process: triglyceride biosynthetic process. Gene Ontology annotation, molecular function: diacylglycerol O-acyltransferase activity.
AGAGACGCUGAGAUAACUGACCCGACGAAACUAAAAGUGAAUUCAACCAUCUCCGUACCAUCGUCGAGGAGCUCCUCAGACCCAGAGACGGCUGCAAUGAGGAAGAGGUUCCUCUCCGUCUGCUCGUCUUCCUCGGCUGAAGAAGACGGUCCAAGCGUCUAUGACAAUGUUCCCAUUUCUGCCACGGAUCCCCGUGAACCAGAACAUCCCUAUGAAGCUCUGCUCUGUUGUCAUCGUGUCCAAGACUCGUUGCUGAGCUCCAACAGCAGCUUCACCGAAUACAGAGGCAUCCUCAACUGGAUCAUCAUUCUCCUGGUCCUGACUCAUGCUCACUUGUUCUUGGAGAACUUCAUACAACAUGGCUUUUUGAUAGAUGUCAAAAAGGUUUUGGAGCAUCUCAUCGAGGACAACUGCAACUGGCCGUCUGUCAACCUCAUAGUAGCUGCCAACAUUUUUGCCAUUACAGCUUUGCUCCUAGAGAGGUCUCAGGAAAAGGGUAUGCUGUCCCCCACCAACGGUCAUCGCUUACAUCUCACAAAUCUGGGCAUGCUCAUGCUAUUUCCUGCUGUGGUCAUUGUACAUGAGCAUACAAUAUCAACAGGUGGAGCGUUCUUAUCCCUCUGGUUCUACACUGGUCUGGGGAUGAAGCUGUAUUCAUACCAGGAAACUAAUCGCUGGUACAGACAGGCUCAUUUAAAGGAUGCAGAGAUGGACAAGAAUGUUUCUGUUGCUCAGAAAUCCCCCAAUGAGCAGCCUACUUUCCAAGAUCUGUAUUAUUUCCUAUUUGCCCCCACUCUGUGCUACCAGAGAGACUUCCCAUGUACUCCUAAGGUCCGCAUCAACAAGCUACUGCAUAGCCUGCUGGAAAUGGUGAUCGUCAUCCAGAUCAUGGUUGGAAUUGUGCAGCAGUGGAUUGAGCCAAUCUUCCAGAGAUCAGAAAACUCCUUCUCUAGCAUGGACAUCACUAUGAGAGUGGAGCACCUUGUGGGACUGGUGGCGCCAACCCAUUUCCUCUGGCUCCUCUUCUUCUUCUUGACUCACUCCUACCUGAAUUUCUGCGCAGAACUGCUGCGCUUUGGUGAUCGCCAUUUAUAUGGAGACUGGUGGAACGCAACGACUCUGGUCACUUUCUGGAAGAACUGGAAUAUUCCCUUUCAGAAAUGGUGUCACAGACAUGUAUACACUCGGCUGGUGGAAAAUAACGUGUCCCUGUCACGAGCAGAGUUACUGGUCUUCCUGAUGUCAGCUGCUCUAUUUGAGUACAUGAUUGCUCUGCCUCUGCAUAGCUGUCGUCUGUGGAUCUUCUUCACGAUGCUGUUUGAGCUUGUGGUUGCGGUAUUCCUUGCAAACUAUUUCCAGGGAAACUAUGGCAACGGCUUAGUGUGGCUGUGCCUUCUGCUGGGCCCUCUUCUGGCUGUGAUCACCUACUUUCACGACCACUACAUCGGAUUCCGUCACCAUCAUCAUCAGUCAUCGUCCUCACCACUGACAUCAGACCACGGGCUUCCCAGCGCAGCUUUUCUGCAGCCUCAGUGAUCAUGUGUCGGAAAGAAAUUCUGUCCUAUUGCACUGUAUUCACAAGUAGACCAAGAGGAUUCGACUGUGAUCCAGAGUUCAGUUAACGCCGCCUGUGUCUGUCCAAUGAUCCAUUUUGAUGUCCGGAAAGUCUUUUGGAGUUAUAAUAUAGGACCUAUACCCAAUUCAGCAAUAUAAAUAUGAUUUGUAGACUCAUAAAUGUUUUUUACUAUGUCUCUGCUGCUGUAAUCCUGCAAAUUUCCCCACUGUGGGACUAAUAAAGGAUUAUCUUAUUUUAUACUGUGUACUGGAAAAAAGACCUGACUUGCAAAUUGUGC